Colletotrichum destructivum is the source of this 2203-nucleotide messenger RNA. RefSeq lists its product as uncharacterized. NCBI's taxonomy places the organism in Eukaryota, Fungi, Ascomycota, Sordariomycetes, Glomerellales, Glomerellaceae. The record is from RefSeq and is a predicted model, not a curated record. The transcript has 5 exons. Bases 436 to 2097 code for a protein of 553 amino acids.
CCGUUUAAGGCAAAUGUAAAAAACGGUUCGCUCAGGCUACGAGCUCCAUCCUUCUCCCUCUCCCCGCCACUUGCGUCGCAUCACGCGACCACUUUCCCAGUCUGGCUCUUGUUCAUGGCGAACAGCAAGGCAUGACGGGAAGAAUAUCCACCCCUUUACCAUACUUCUAGGAUAUGUGUGUGUGCCAUGAGGAGGUGAUUUGUUCCCACGAUACUUUUGGAGUUUGCUGAGAGGCGAGAACCGGUUUCUCUUUCAUUGAUUCAUCCCUUUCACCAUCCCGUUGGUUGACCAAUUUCACCACCACCACCACCCAUUGCGGAGAUAGAGUCCCUCAACCUUUUGACGUUCUACCAAGAAAACGGAUACCCGUCCGACCAGUGGAAAAAGGCUGGCGUGGUCCGGCUCCGAAGGUAGACUGACAACCGGGCGAGGCUUAUGGCACCUCUCUCUCUGACCUCGCUUUUGCACGCCAUCGCCAGCCGAGAAGCCUCUGCCGCCAACCAGCCUUCGUCUUGUGCGGGCUCCAGCGGGCCCUGCAUCGAAGUCAUCUGUUCGUGGCCUUUGUCGGGACAGUAUGGUCUUGGCCAGAGAGUCCUUUAUUAUGCACUCGUGGCGACGUGCGUCCUCGCAAGGAAGGCCGAAUGGAUCAGAAACGUUGGCCUCGCAGCCGCUUUGAUUCUGCCUGCCGUGGCGGCUGUGCAUGGAAUAGUCCUGGCGGCCUUGCACGUUGACGGUGCCAUCGAUCUCGACGUCUAUGGAGCGCUGCAGUAUUGCUCGAUAGGCAUCCUGGCUGGCCCUGUGACGGUCAAGCUAUCCACGACCUAUUCAAAUGAGCGAGGUCGCAACAUCAUUUUCUUGUGGACAGGGCUGAUCCUGGCUGGUCUCUUGAGUCUUGCCGUCGAAUUUUACCGUGCCAAAUCGACACCAUGCUUCUUCGACAAUGCCGGCAAUCCGAUAUCGCAGGACCCGGGCCGUUUCCCCUACAGUGAAGCUUUGUGCGGUCUCACGUGUUCGCAGGAGAAUGGCCCGUCGUCUCUUCUGAGAACCAAGGCCGCCAGCGAAAUCUUUGUCGUGCCGGUACCCACUAAGCUCCCGCUCGGGAAUUCCAUGUUCCUCGCGGCCGCCGAGUGCGUGCCCGCCAUCCUCUCCCUGGUGUCGAUGUGGGUCAAGAUCACGAACCCGGAUGUCGAGAAUGGGCGCGAGAACGAGCCGAUUCCGGGCGCCAACGGGGCGACGUUCGGCAACAUGAAGAACGUCAAUGCCAGCAUCAGGGGUUUCCUCAACGCCGUGGAGAUACCCGUGUUUGCUGGCGCAGUCGUAGCCAUCCUUAUUAUUGGGGAGAUAAACUUCUCCAGUCCCCAAAUGGACUACCAUACGGAGCCCAUGGGUAGCAUUGGCCAAUGGGGCACUAUCCUCGCAACUGGAAUGGCGGCAUUUGGCUCGUUGUACAUCUAUCUCGCGGGAGUGUUCAUGGCAGACCAAAACGACGCGCCCCAAGAAGAAGCGAGGCGAUCGGCCCACCUGACGCAAAAACGAUCCAACGAACCGCACGUCGAGAUGGAGGACUACCCAAUCCGCCCGGGGCAGCACGGCGACCCCCUCGCCAGAGCAACGUCUGACGGCACCGAGUCCGACCGGGACCAGGGCUACAGACGCACAAUCUCCGACGCUCUCAUAAAGGUCAACAGGUUCUUCGGCAACAAGGUACAGCCGUCGCUGCAACCGGACAACUUUGGUAAUGGCGUGUGGCCCCAGAUACCGGGGGAGAUGGGACGCAACAGCCGGGUCACCGUGACGAUGGACCAGUUCAGCAUGCGCAACUUUCGACUAUCCACGAGCCGAGACUCGCAUGAGUCUUACUCGGGCAGUGAGGGUGGUUCGGUGACACCGACUGCUGGGUCGCCUACGUCAAGGGAGGGGUCCGUCGUAAGGGGGUCGUCGAGACAAGAACGGACGGCCAGAAGAUAUACAGAACCGUCUGGAUCCCGCCCUUUCGCACAGACUGAGAGUAUGGCGUCGUCGCCUACGGAACCAGCCAGGGUACAGAGGAAGACGCGGAGUGCGACGCUGGAGGUGCCGACUUUGCGCCGCUCCUGAGAGAUGCACGCUUCCAAGUAAUAGAGUCACGGGAAUGGAUACACUAUCUCUAUCGUGUGACUGCUUUCAACCCGGUAGACGACGGCUAAGGACAAGAUUGAUAUAU